AUGGCCGAUAGUUGUAGCAGCUUAGAACCAGUUGACCGAAUAGUUGGCCAAAUCCUCGAAGCGAUUCAUUUUGCCGCCACAAAACAUAAAGAUCAACGACGAAAAGACCCAGAGAAAACGCCAUACAUUAAUCAUCCCAUCGGAGUAGCUUACAUUCUCUUGAAAGAGGGAGGUGUUUAUGAUACAGAUGUACUUCAGAUCAUAUUGUUGUUUUGGAUGGCCAUGCAGGCUAAAACUUCGCUUGAAGUAAAAGGGGAAAUCUCGCCAUCAACUUGUGUCUACACGAGCUGUUAUUGUGAAGAAAAUGUUUGGAAGUUAUGUGAGCAGAUAAGAGAUGAAAAAGAGCAAAACCUGAGUGAAUAUUAUUCAGUGUUCAUAUCUAAUGAGAAAAGACAGGUUCCUUUAUGGAUGCAAAAAUCUGCAAAGGACCCUUUAGCUCCAGUUGUUUGGGACUACCAUGUGCUGCUACUACGUCAGGUGGAUGCUAAGUGUUUGAUAUAUGACUUGGAUUCCAUUCUUCCUUUCCCUUGUCCAUUUGAACAGUAUGUCCAACAGGCAAUCCAAAAUGACAGACAACUUAAAAAACACUUUCACAGAAAAUUUAGAGUCAUACCAGCAGAGAUAUUUCUCAGUACAUUUGCCUCAGACCGGUCUCAUAUGAAGAAACCAAAUGGAGAGUGGGUAAAACCUCCUCCUCCAUACUCGCCUAUCAGAUCUGAAGAGAGCACAAUGAACCUUCAAGAAUUUAUUGAUAUGUCACAGGGUGAAGGAGAAGGACAAGUGAUGGACUAUAAAACAUUCAUCAAAAGUUUUACUUCAACAGAAUGAUUGGAUGUUGUGAUUAUUACAACUCCUGUUAAAUAUUAUUGGAUGAUAUUACUUUGUCCUCAAAAUUUUGUUUUCUUCAUGUUGUACUCAUCAGAGUACAGAAAGUGGUAUGCUUGCUUAAUUACCAUUUUAGUGUGAUGUUUGUUAAUGCAAAAAGACAACGAACGUUCCGUAAGGGUUGCAUAAAGUUCAAACGCGCAAUUGCAAGCAUGCAAUGAUACCCUAUAUUUGUACAGAAAGAAAGUCAGUUUUGUAGAUUUAAGAAUUACUGCUAGUUAUUGUAUUAUGUCUUCUAACUUUCGUAGAAAAAAAGAAAAAGGUCCA
This is a messenger RNA of Pocillopora verrucosa, 1152 nucleotides long. Its product is annotated as protein N-terminal glutamine amidohydrolase. Gene Ontology annotation, cellular component: nucleus; cytosol. Gene Ontology annotation, molecular function: protein-N-terminal asparagine amidohydrolase activity; protein-N-terminal glutamine amidohydrolase activity. NCBI's taxonomy places the organism in Eukaryota, Metazoa, Cnidaria, Anthozoa, Scleractinia, Pocilloporidae. The record is from RefSeq and is a predicted model, not a curated record.